Messenger RNA from Somion occarium, 1375 nucleotides. The record is from the annotation of a GenBank genome assembly. Lineage: Eukaryota; Fungi; Basidiomycota; Agaricomycetes; Polyporales; Cerrenaceae.
CAAUACGACGAGCACAAACGCGACCCUUGACAUCUCGGAAGUCAAAGUGUCCGGGCACAACUGCUCUACGGGUAUAUGCUGAAAGCCAGAUUCCCGGACGCGUAGUUUAUUCACGACAGGAUCCACCAAAGGCUCUGGCGCGGCGGGGGUUUCGACAUGGUGACUAGUCGAGGAUAUUAACGGUGUCCGUUCUGUAGGGUGGUUGGACAGUGGAGAGGUGUCGCGGUCUCCGUUCAUAGGCUGAAUGUAGUGAGCGAUCAAGUGCUACCAUUCAAGUUAUGGAAGCGCAGCCACAAGUUAUCAUUGAACUUGGGCGUUAACCGCAAUACCGUGUCCCCUUCCACCUCAAGUUCCACAACAAUGUCUACCAAUGUCUCCACACCUCUGCUCGAUAAUACAAUAGAGCCCGACGAACUCUCCGAACCAUCUGUACCUUUGGGAAACAUCAAUGCAUCCUCGACACCCAGGUCACCAGUUGUCCUAACACCUGGAGCACGGCCAACAGCAGGGCAAGCUGCCAAUGCCAAUGCUAUGGCUUCUACUGCGGGAGACGCAGAGUCAGGAAUUGCUGGUAUAUUCAGACAAUCAGCCCAUCCAGUAGCCCUGCUCUUCCUAUACCUCUUCCGCAUAGCUGCAAUUACUGUCUAUCUUCUAUGUGGCUUCUUCACCAGCAACUAUGUUCUGUCGACUGUCCUUGUCGUUGUUCUACUAGCGAUGGACUUCUGGAAUUGUAGGAAUGUCGCUGGCCGUACACUUGUAGGCCUUCGAUACUGGAACCAGGUCGAUGAAGAUGGGGAGAGUUAUUGGGUGUUCGAGAGCCGUGAUCCGUCACAUCUCGCAAACCCAGUCGAUUCCAAGAUGUUCUGGAUCGCAAUAUACAGCUUCCCGUUCCUCUGGCUAGCUCUCCUAAUUGUCUCCAUUCUCAAACUGAGCGCAUCGUUUAUACCCAUAGUUUUCCUUGCACUCGUAUUCAACGUAUCUAAUGCCGUCGGAUUCACUUACGCGUACGUACCCCUCUUGACUUGUGUGAUCAAGUACAUGCAAUUCAUUGACGUGUCAUUAUCACCUCAGCGACCGCGAUGCAAAACAACGCUGGGCCAACCAGCUUGCAUCUUCAGGAUGGAGUAUGGGCAUGGGCGGUUUUGGUGGCCAGAUUCUCUCGGGGGUCGUGAAGAACAGUGUCGGACGAGUUUUCCGUUGACUGCUUUGGAUUUUGAUUUCCCUCGCUUUAAUUAUACGGCGACCCCGCGCGCGUCGUUUACAACUCACUGUUGCCGAAACAGGGUCUACGUGUGCAGCGUGCAUCAUAAGUUCAUAUAGACAACUUGUUGAAAGGCUGAGAGAGGAUUCGCUAGAUGCACGGUCAUUUCAUUCU